AUGUCUCAAAAUAUUUACGACAAUGAAACAUUUUUUAAAAGUUAUUCAUUAUUGCCAAGGUCAAUUAAAGGAUACGAGUUUUCAUACGAAUGGCCUUACAUCAAAUCAUUGCUGCCAGAAAUAAAAAAUAAAAAGAUAUUGGAUUUAGGUUGUGGAUAUGGUUGGUUUUGUAGGGAGGCUGUUAAAAUGGGAUGUAAAAAAAUCUAUGGUUUUGAUAUUUCAAAAAGAAUGUUAAAAAGAGCCAAGGAAUUAGAAAAACUGGAACCACAAAUUGACAUUUCGAAAAUUGUUGACGAUGAUGAUAAUUAUUUAAAAUUCGAUUUUGCAUUGGGUGUUUUUAUAUUUCAUUAUAUAAAAAAUAUUGAAGAUUUAUUUCAAAAGAUUUUUAAAUCAUUAAAUAACGGUGGAAGUUUAGUGUUCUCAGUUGAACAUCCAAUUUAUAUGGCAUCAAAGUAUCCAGGCUAUGGUUGGACCCCGCUAAAUAAGGGAAACGAAGAGGAAUUAGUAUGGCCUGUGUCCCAUUACUCAUACGAGGGCGAACGAACAAGAACCUGGUUGGGUGUCGAGGGCAUCAAAAAGCAGCACCGGACCAUAGGCACCUAUAUAAAUUUAUUAAUUAAAGUUGGCUUUACAAUUGACCAUGUUAAUGAAUGGUCACCCAACGACAAUCAAAUUAGAGAAUUUCAACUUUUAUCAAGAGAAAGAGAAAGACCUAUCAUUUUAAUUAUAAAAGCAAUUAAAAAAUAA
Molecule: messenger RNA, 747 nt
Organism: Dictyostelium purpureum
Lineage: Eukaryota; Evosea; Eumycetozoa; Dictyosteliales; Dictyosteliaceae
Exons: 3
Coding region: 1-747 (248 amino acids)
Source: RefSeq, a predicted model, not a curated record